AUGGAGCCUGCGAUUGAGGAGGCCGAUCUGGUACCUCGGCUGGACUCCGCAUUCACGAGCCCCGCACGUCCAACCGAUAACGACCAAGACAAAGACACAAAUGGCGAUCCCAAAGUCUUCCCUGAGCAGCCAGAGUCCGAGUCGCCUGCUCCAAGCCGUCCUCUAUCUGGUGUAGUAAUACCGCCAUACUGGCAACGCCAUGAGCGCAAUGCUUCGCGUGCGUCGCAGAGUUCUCUGGCGCAGGGUAUCACACUAGAAGAUCACACAGAGGAAGACUGCGAGACUGCGCGCGGUCUUUGGGCUCAGAGCGUUUCGAUAGAAGACUACGUAGUUGUGCGGGGUAAGAGCGGCGUGGGAUCGUACGUCGUCUGGAACUGCACAAUUCAGACUCUUGAUGGUGGUCCAAUGGUCGUUCGUAUGAGAUACUCUGAAUUUGACGAGCUUCGACGGAGCCUUGUUACUGCUUUCCCGCAUGCAAAGAGUGCUCUUCCAGCCUUGCCACCAAAGAGUGUAUUCUAUAAAUUCAGAGCGAGUUUUUUAGAAUCUCGCCGCGUAGGCUUGGAAUAUUUCCUCAAUUGUGUUCUUUUGAACCCUGAGUUCUCAAGCUCACUUAUCGUCAAAGAUUUCCUCUUUGGACGUCUUUCUUAA
This is a messenger RNA of Penicillium taxi, 648 nucleotides long. RefSeq names its product PX domain-containing protein YPT35. The record is from RefSeq and is a predicted model, not a curated record. NCBI's taxonomy places the organism in Eukaryota, Fungi, Ascomycota, Eurotiomycetes, Eurotiales, Aspergillaceae. The transcript has 5 exons. Gene Ontology annotation, molecular function: phosphatidylinositol-3-phosphate binding. Gene Ontology annotation, cellular component: endosome. The coding region runs from base 1 to 648 and encodes 215 amino acids.